UCAGCGAGGAAGACACUGGCGAGUUUGAGAACGACACAAGAGAACCAGGAGGAUGAUGGACACUCACCCACCGACAGGGCGACCCCCGCGCCCGCCCCCUCGACCACGGUCGAAGCCACCGCCGCCACCCCGUCCACGAUCAAAGCCCCCGCCCCUUCCUCGAUCAAAUCCCCCGCCCCUUCCCCGAUCUCCGCCUCCGCCUCCACCCCGGCCUGCAUAACCACCUCCGCGACCUCGGUCUGGACUGGCGCCUCGAGGAGUAGGUCCACCUCCGCGAGGACCCCCACGAGGCGGAGUUCCCCGUCCUCUGUCACUACCGCGAUGGCUCAUGUUUCGAUACUUGUCGUGAUGGUUCAAGCAGAGCGCGCGCUAAGCAGGAGAUAAUACGCAUCUAUGAUCUUAUCUGCAUCUAAUGUUCGAUGCCCAACAACCAACCUAAAUGACAAUAAUCCUCAGAUGCGUUUUGUCGGUAGGCCUCUUAGUUCUCAGCCUC
Mycena citricolor is the source of this 493-nucleotide messenger RNA. The record is from the annotation of a GenBank genome assembly. NCBI's taxonomy places the organism in Eukaryota, Fungi, Basidiomycota, Agaricomycetes, Agaricales, Mycenaceae.